GGGGCGGGUGGCGUGGCCAGUGUGCUGCGGCCCGUCGCACGGAGCAGACAUGUUGCGAGUUGUCGCUCUCACAAUCUUCAUUACACUCGUCUCGAUCGUGGAAUGCGUCGAAGAAGACUGCGUGGACUGGGAGGGGAAGACCGUCCCCCACGGGCUGCUGUACGUCCCCGGGCCGGGGGUGUGUUCCAUCUGCGUGUGCUAUCACUCGGAGCCCAUGUGGUGUAAGGCGAUUUACUGCGACCCGCCUUAUUUCUGCAAUAACUUCCGAGUGGGCGAGCGCUGCUGUGAAUUCGAAUGUCUCGACCCACCCGGGGAGGACACCAGGUACCAAGAACGCCAGCGCCUACGAGCUCUCAUCCUCUCUGGGAACUCAUCCGCACCUCACUUCACACCAAUGAGAAUCAGCACAAGUAUCAGCUUGCUGGCUGUAGCUGUAUACCGACUUGUUUGAAAAUUGAAUGGAACCAAGUCAGACGCUGAUAUAGAUUAACACUUGGUGUUAAAAUGUUGAAAAGUUUCGAAAACAAAGACAAUCUUCGAAAUGGGAAAGAUAAACUGUUAGAUAAAAUGUGACGUUACUUUCAAAUUGCUUCAAAUCACUGUCGGAAUGAAAAAUCAUAUUGAUUCUUUUAGUAUUUUUUUUUAGUAGAUAAAAAAUGUUGAUUUAUUUAUUAGCAAAGACACGA
Zerene cesonia (dogface butterfly) is the source of this 686-nucleotide messenger RNA. RefSeq names its product integral membrane protein DGCR2/IDD-like. The record is from RefSeq and is a predicted model, not a curated record. NCBI's taxonomy places the organism in Eukaryota, Metazoa, Arthropoda, Insecta, Lepidoptera, Pieridae. The transcript is spliced from 3 exons. Gene Ontology annotation, cellular component: membrane. Bases 50 to 451 code for a protein of 133 amino acids.